GUGUGUGUGUGUGUGGUGGACUUUCUACCAGCGCUGCUGUGGGAGAGAGUGGCUCCAAGUUGGGAAGAACACAACAAGCAAGUGUUGUGACGAACAACACCUUUUUUUUGGAGGAAAUAUUAUCGAACGCUUGUGUGUAAAAGUCGACAGGCUUGUGACUGCAGGAGGCAAGGAUGUCUAUGCAAAUGGGUGAAAUGGAUAGAGGCGUAACAAAGGUGACGGAGUGGCAAGAGACGAUGUAUGGCUUCGACUCUGGCAUCCAGUCUGGAGCCAACACCGUUAGAGAUGAUGGUGGCGACCACACCUCCAAGCAGUACACCAUGACCACUGUCACAACGGAACCGGCAGAUUCCCAAUACGUGUUGACCAGAGCCCAGCGGGUGCGUGCUGCCAUGUUCCCGGAGACGCUGAAUGAAAGCACAACCAUCAUGACCACUACCCAAACAGAUCCUUCCCAGAUGACUAACGUCCAGCGACUGGCAGAGCCUUCCCAGAUGCUUAAGGCAGCCAUCAUUCAUCUGAUAAACUACCAAGAUGAUGCCGAACUGGCAACACGUGCAGUGCCUGAACUCACUAAACUACUCAACGAUGAAGAUCAGGCGGUGGUCAGCAAGGCAGCUCAGAUUGUCAACCAGCUAACCCGCAAGGAGGCAUCCCGACACGCGCUGAUGCAAUCGCCUCAGGUGGUGUCUGCAGUGGUCCGAGCCAUGCAGAACACCAGCGACAUGGAAACGGCCAGAGUCACAGCCAGCAUCCUUCACAAUCUCUCCCACAAAAGAGAGGGUCUGCUCUCCAUUUUCAAGUCUGGCGGCAUCCCUGCGCUUGUCCGCAUGCUCAGCUCUCCCGUGGAAUCAGUGCUCUUCUAUGCCAUUACAACGCUCCACAACCUCCUCCUACACCAGGAGGGAGCGAAGAUGGCUGUUCGUCUGGCUGACGGCCUGCAGAGGAUGGUUCCCCUCCUGAAGAAAAGCAACCCCAAGUUUUUGGCCAUCACUACAGACUGUCUGCAGCUGCUGUCCUAUGGCAACCAGGAGAGCAAGCUCAUCAUCCUCGCCAACGGGGGUCCUGAGGGUCUUGUACACAUCAUGAGAAACUACAACUAUGAGAAGCUCCUGUGGACCACAAGUCGUGUGCUCAAAGUCCUAUCAGUGUGCCCCAGCAACAAACCCGCCAUUGUAGAGGCUGGUGGGAUGCAAGCUCUGGGUAAGCACCUGAGUGGGUCCAGCCAGCGUCUGAAUCAGAACUGCCUGUGGACACUCAGGAACCUGUCUGAUGCUGCCACCAAGCAGGAGGGAAUGGACAGCCUGCUGCAGAUGUUGGUCAACCUGCUGAGCUCAGACGACAUUAACAUGCUCACCUGUGCCACCGGGAUCCUGUCCAAUCUCACAUGCAACAAUGCCUACAAUAAAACUCUGGUCACCCAGAGCAACGGCGUGGAGGCGCUGAUACAUGCUAUACUGCGCGCCGGCGAGAAAGAGGAUGUGACUGAACCCGCCAUUUGCGCCCUGCGUCACCUAACCUCACGCCACCAGCAGGCUGAGAUGGCACAGAACGCAGUGAGGAGACACUAUGGCAUCCCCGCCAUUGUCAAGCUGCUGAACCAGCCGUACUACUGGCCUGUUAUAAAGGCGGUGGUUGGCCUGAUCCGUAACCUGGCUCUGUGCGCAGAGAACCAAGCUCCGCUGAGGGAUGCAGGAGCCAUCCCCCGCCUGGUUAACCUGCUGCUCAAAGCCCACCAGGAUGCUCAGAAACAUGGUUCAUCCAACCAACAGACAUACCAGGAUGGAGUGAGGAUGGAGGAGAUAGUGGAGGGCUGCACAGGAGCUCUGCACAUCCUGGCCAGAGAUCCUGUCAACAGAGCAGAGAUCGCAAACCUGCAAACCAUCCCUCUCUUUGUUCAGCUUCUCUACUCACCUGUGGACAACGUAAAGCGUGUGGCGGCAGGUGUGCUGUGUGAGUUGGCCCUGGACAAACAAUCAGCUGAGGCCAUUGACGCAGAGGGAGCGUCUCCUCCGCUGAUGGAACUGCUACACUCCAACAACGAGGGCAUCGCAACUUACGCCGCAGCCGUCCUCUUCCGCAUCUCUGAGGAUAAGAACGCCGACUACAAGAAGAGAGUUUCCAGGGAGCUCACACACUCCAUGUUCAAGCACGACCCCGCCGCCUGGGAGUUGGCCCACAACAGUGUCCCGGUAGACGUUCCCUACCAAGACGAGCUGGACGUUCCUUUCCAAAACUACGGAGGCUACCCAGGCGACAUACCAAUGGACGGCGUGGACGGAGGCAUGAUACACGACGAUUUCGUCAACAUGCAAUACGAACGACAGCAGCAGUUUGAGCCUUAUUAAAGAUCCAAAGAGAGAAGAUGGUUGUCGAAAAGUUGUCUGAGAGAACGAUGUUUAUCUUCUGUGUAAUAUAUGCAAUUAUUAUUUUUAAGUACGGGACUAAUCUUAACAGGGCUUACAUGUGUUUUUAUAGCCUAAUAUUGCUGAUCAGCAUUUAUGCAAAGACACUGCUUGUAGGUUCUGGCUUGAAAAACCUUCUAAGAAUUGUGUGCGUGCGUGUUUGUGUGUGUGUGUGUGUGUGUGUGCGUGUGUGUUUCAUCUUGCGGGUGGGUAAUCUAUGCCAAAGAGAUUUUAUUUUGUAAAGAUGACCUCGCGUUCCUUUUUCUUCCUGUCCUUUUGAAAGAGAGCAUUGCUUGAGUCGCCUGUUGAUCACCUCGUCAUCUUUCUUUAACGCCUUUCAAAGACAACUUAGUCCCGCAUUGAACUAUUUGACACACGGUGCUUGAUCGUCGCCACACUUUGAGACGACAAGUGAGGCCUUUAAGAGGAAACCAAGCGUCGUUCUCUUGAUUUCUUCAAUUGUUUUCACGGGGAGGGAAAGACUUGCAUAGUUAAGAAUAGAAUUUUAAGCAAAAGUAAGAUGCUGGCGUGUGUGAACUUCUUUACCAUUUUAUGUCAAAACUCUGAUUGAUGCAUUGUUUCAACAGAUGGACUGAUUGAUUUAUUGUGCAUUUAUUAAUAAGUCAUAGGGAUGCCAGCUGGAGAUAAAAAACUACUGACAGGGAAAUUUGUACUUGCUAAGAGUUUUUACUGAAAUUUUGCUAAAUAAAAAGGAUAUAUUA
Molecule: messenger RNA, 3127 nt
Organism: Entelurus aequoreus (snake pipefish)
Lineage: Eukaryota; Metazoa; Chordata; Actinopteri; Syngnathiformes; Syngnathidae
Gene: jupa
Product: junction plakoglobin a
Exons: 16
Coding region: 174-2348 (724 amino acids)
Biological process (GO): positive regulation of transcription by RNA polymerase II; cell adhesion
Cellular component (GO): adherens junction; catenin complex
Molecular function (GO): protein phosphatase binding; transcription coactivator activity; alpha-catenin binding
Source: RefSeq, a predicted model, not a curated record